This is a messenger RNA of Glycine soja, 675 nucleotides long. RefSeq names its product DNA-directed RNA polymerase subunit 10-like protein. The coding region runs from base 170 to 385 and encodes 71 amino acids. Gene Ontology annotation, molecular function: zinc ion binding; DNA binding; DNA-directed RNA polymerase activity. The transcript has 5 exons. The record is from RefSeq and is a predicted model, not a curated record. NCBI's taxonomy places the organism in Eukaryota, Viridiplantae, Streptophyta, Magnoliopsida, Fabales, Fabaceae. Gene Ontology annotation, biological process: transcription by RNA polymerase I; transcription by RNA polymerase II; tRNA transcription by RNA polymerase III. Gene Ontology annotation, cellular component: RNA polymerase II, core complex; RNA polymerase III complex; RNA polymerase I complex.
UAAGCUGCCUACUGUGGGCUACCCUGGGGUCAUGAAGCGGCCCAUUUAGUUGUGAAUAGCAAAGAUCUUCAAAGCCGGUUUGUUCAUGAAAUAACCUCAACGGCCGCAAGCACAUUUAUUAGAAAGGGCGUGGUUUUGUUGUGAGUACUGAGCUGAGAAGAGGGAGAAGAUGAUCAUCCCCGUUCGUUGUUUUACCUGUGGAAAGGUAAUUGGAAACAAAUGGGAUACCUAUUUGGACCUUCUCCAGGCAGAUUACAGUGAAGGAGAUGCACUGGAUGCAUUGGGACUGGUUCGGUAUUGUUGUAGGCGCAUGCUUAUGACCCACGUUGAUCUCAUUGAGAAGUUGCUCAAUUACAAUACUUUGGACAAGUCUGAUCUCAAUUAAGAAGAAGGCUUGAGGAAUAACAGAUGACCAAGAUGCUUCUGUUGUAUUCCAUGCCCUAUGGCAAUGCAUCAAUUUUUCUUUUCUUUUAUGAAUUGCUUUGGUACAAGCAGGUCAUGUUUGUGUGCUGGUUCAGGUCAAGUGUGUUUGUUAUCAGUUCUGAGGAGCUAUGAAAAGACACAGCUUAUGUUAAUAUCUCAUAUAAUGAUAUGAUAUGACAGACCAAACUUUUGAAUAAUCUGACUGGUAUUUUUAAAAAUCUGAUUGUUUUAGAAUGUCGACAUUGACACCAA